AUGGGUGUUUGUUAAACCAAAGUUAAGAAAACCACAGAAAAUCCAAAAAAAAAGCUUAAUAAUAAAAUUGAAAGAGUCUAAACUGAAUUUACUGCUACUUAAGAAACAGGAUCAAAAAAUCCAGGACUUUUGUAAUUAAAUAGCUAUAACGUAAUCAACUCACCUUAAUCCUCUGGAUAUGUGAUACCAAGAAACCAAUAAACUAAAACAGGAUAAGUAAAGUUAAGUGGAUUCACAUAAAACACUCCGCAAACAGGACAAAUCAGCAUCCUUGAGAUGAACGCUUCUAAAAAAUAUUCCAUAAUUAAGAAACGUUAUUUGGACGAUUAGAAAAGUAUAUUGUCCAAUAAUAAGACUGGAAUAAUAGUUGAAAUGGAAACCUAUUUAAAAGAAGAUAAAGAGUCAUCAGAAUACGUACUAUGGAUAUCGAAAGCCUAAUUGGAUCAUCCUAAUCUCAAUCGUAUCCUUGAAAUAUACCAAGAUUAAAAUUCUUAUCAGGUCAUUUAUGAAUUUUUUGAUGGGAAAUCAUUGUCAGAACUAGUAUCUGAAGACAAUCGACUUCCCGUAGUUUAAAUUAAUCAGAUUAUGACCUAAAUAAUCUCUAUUGUAUCUUACUUACAUUCUCUAAAUCUCGUUCAUGGAAAUCUGACUCUUGACUCAUUCUAAUUUAAAAGAAAUCAAAAUGAAAUCUCAAUCAAAUUAAUUGAUCUAAAAAGAGUUAAAAUCAAAGAACCAGAAUCUCUAAAUCUGUUAAAUUUCACAUCUCCAGAAUGCUUGGCUCAUUUCACUAAUUACACAACUGCAAGGGAUGUUUGGGCUAUUGGUGUUAUAUGCUAUUCUCUUGCCUAAGGUCAUUUGCCGUAUACAAUACCUCCAAAUACUGAUUAAAUUUCAGCCAUUCAACUAAUCAAAUAAACUGAGAUUCAUUUUUAAGAUAAUGAUCAGCCAAUUGCUCAGUUUAUUCAGAAAAUGUUAGUCCAUAACCUAAAAAACAGAGCCACCUUGAACUAAUUGAAAUAGGAUGAAUUCUUAAAGCAGAAUAAUCAGAAAUAACUUCUUUCACAAGAAAUCCUAUUAAAAAAUACAUAAUUCGCAAAGCCUUGUUGUUUCCUAUAAGAAAUUAUACUAGGCUAUUUUUUGUAAGAAUUCAACUGGGAACAAUAUCUUUAAAUCCAAAAACUAUUUUCAGAAGGAGAUUCAGACAUGGAUGGCUAUUUAAGUAAAUAGGAAUUAUCAAAUCUGUAUAAACAGUAUCUCAAUGUGACAAAUCCAGAAGAAUUGGUAGAGUAAGUAUUUUAAAACUAUGGUAUUAAUAAAGAAGAAGGAGUUAGUAUCUAAUAGUUCUAGUGUCUAACUGCUAGUAGAGAUAUACUAUUAACCGAUAGCAAUAUUGAAAUAGGAUUCUAGAUCUUCUCAAAUGGCAGAAAGGAAAUCAAUCUCAGAGGAUUAAAAAAACACUUAAAUUCUGAUUCCGAACAAUUGGUUGAUGAAUUCAAUCGUAUGACGAAUGAAGAAAAAAUUUUGAAUCUCAAGUAAUUUCACAAGUUAAUUCAAUUGAUUAUUUGA
Molecule: messenger RNA, 1566 nt
Organism: Paramecium tetraurelia
Lineage: Eukaryota; Ciliophora; Oligohymenophorea; Peniculida; Parameciidae
Exons: 4
Biological process (GO): intracellular signal transduction; peptidyl-serine phosphorylation; protein autophosphorylation
Cellular component (GO): cytoplasm; nucleus
Molecular function (GO): calmodulin binding; ATP binding; calcium ion binding
Source: RefSeq, a predicted model, not a curated record